This is a messenger RNA of Trypanosoma brucei brucei TREU927, 1056 nucleotides long. RefSeq lists its product as hypothetical. Lineage: Eukaryota; Euglenozoa; Kinetoplastea; Trypanosomatida; Trypanosomatidae. The record is from RefSeq and is a predicted model, not a curated record. The coding region runs from base 1 to 1056 and encodes 351 amino acids. The transcript has a single exon.
AUGGAGAAUCAGGCACCCCCACCUCAACACGGCAGUACGCGGCAGACACCUUUAUCGCGGCAGAGCCCAGCACCAGUGGUAGCAACGGAAGAGAGGGUCUCAGAUGGACUCGAUAUGUUCGACCUGCAGUUGCUUAAGGACUGCGCAAACGUUCCUAAUCCCUUCGGCGUUGCUUUUCCUGGUGCCCAGGCGUUACCCCCUUCUCCAACUGUAGUACCUUCCGCUGAGAUCUUCUCGUCUGUGGCUACCGCCUCCAGCUGCCUUUCGGCCACGAUGAGUAACCCGCAGACGGCACGCUGUAUGACAAGGGACGUGGCACGAGUUAUUCUUCGCUAUAUAUCCGAUCACGUGGAGCAGCAACCGGAGAAACUCAGUGAGGAGUACGAGCGGCAGCUGAUACUGCAGUUCGUUGAGGAGUUACACCGCACCAACAUGCAGCCUCACGGUGGCAUGCCAAGUGGGGGAGACGGCCGCUUGACAAUCGAUAAAGAAGUAGUGCUCUCCUUGAGGAACGGUCGUGAGGGGCCAGCGCCGGGCACUGACAUCCCGAGACCGCACCACCCAUAUGCAGGUAGAGGUUGCGGCGGCGCUGUGAACAUUAGUCCGCGCGCAACGGCAUUUUCCACGGGGAACGGGAUGCAAACGCAAGCGCAGGGGCAGGGACAGGUGCAGCAGCCGCACUUAUGGCGCAGCACACCGCCCACGGUUGCAAGCGCUGGGGUAAACAGCAAUGGCAACGGCAGCGGUGCCAACAAUGGACGCCCCACAACCUCUGUUAUGGAGGGGUCCAGUACAUCACAAGCAGUGAAUAGUGCGGUUCUUACUGCUACUUCUCUGAACAAGCGACUUUCCGGUACAGGGGUGCUGCGGCCACAGCCGCAGCACCCGCGCAACUCCGCACGUGAUCCCAUAGAUCGGCGCCAAGUGACAACAAGUACUAAAAAGGUGCUGCGCUCCGCCAGCUCUGCUUUUUCGGAGUGCUCCGCCGGUGACACUGGCGAGGUGAGCAGCUUGAUAUCCCGCACUACCGCUGGAACAAAUACCAUGAUGAAGUAG